Molecule: messenger RNA, 1090 nt
Organism: Meleagris gallopavo (turkey)
Lineage: Eukaryota; Metazoa; Chordata; Aves; Galliformes; Phasianidae
Source: RefSeq, a predicted model, not a curated record
ACUGGCGCUGGACGCGCGGCGGCGGGACUGGAGCCGUGCGAGGGGGGCGGCGCAGCCUGCGGCCUUCGGCGAGACUCGGUCCGCAAGAACCGCCCGCUCUUCCCUUGGUUUGGCCUGGAUAUCGGUGGGACCUUGGUCAAACUUGUCUAUUUUGAACCAAAGGACAUCACUGCCGAAGAGGAGGACGAAGAAGUAGAAAACCUCAAAAACAUCCGCAAGUACCUGACAUCAAACGUGGCCUACGGAUCCACAGGCAUUCGGGAUGUGCACCUUGAACUAAAGGACCUUACCCUGUGUGGACGUAAAGGCAAUCUGCACUUUAUACGCUUUCCUACCCAUGACAUGCCUGCUUUUAUUCAAAUGGGAAGCGAAAAGCACUUCUCGAGCCUCCAUACUACCUUAUGUGCCACGGGAGGUGGAGCGUACAAAUUUGAGCAGGACUUUCUCACAGUAGGCAUUUUUGGCUUGUAUACAAUUAGGAUUUGGCAGCGAAACUUUAAGCUUAAAGCUAGAAAUGCUUGCAACCUUUCUCUGCAGCCUCUCAGCUUUUCUAAGCCUUAGCUUAGACUGGAAUUAAACUCAGCUCAGGAAGCAGUGUGUGGAGUCACGUUCACAUCUCUGUGUUCUUAGGCUGUGUUCUUUCCUGAAAGCUCAUGCAACAUUUCUGUAACUCUAAAAUUGCUCCCUGCCCUCCACGCCAUGUGCUCUUACAGGGCUUUGUAUCACCACUCUGAUUACACUCAGCUCAGUGUUCUGUCUUCCUCAUUUCUGUGUGUUCCCAUGCUUAAUUUUCACUCUUUGUUUUGCUCCCAUAGCUUCGUUUCUAGCACGCAUUGUGCUGCUGAUGGAGGUUCAGGCAAAUAAGGUGGUGAAUUACCUGGAAGGGGUUAGCAGUUGGAGUUUGACAUCAUCACGUGGCUCCAUUAUCAUCAGUUAGAUUCUUGUUUAUGGGUGAAGUAUGUGUCUGCUAAAUAUUUAAACAAGGCUUGAAAAAUGUACCAAAUAAAGAGGCUUUUUAGGCACUCUCCAGGCAGUGACAUAAGGGAAGAACAAUCUUGAUUUCUCCUGCUUUGCUUUUUUUUCUUUUUUU